This is a messenger RNA of Perca flavescens (yellow perch), 1063 nucleotides long. It is a transcript of the gene ctss1, whose product is annotated as cathepsin S, ortholog 1. Gene Ontology annotation, biological process: proteolysis. The transcript has 8 exons. The coding region runs from base 65 to 1057 and encodes 330 amino acids. The record is from RefSeq and is a predicted model, not a curated record. Gene Ontology annotation, molecular function: cysteine-type peptidase activity. Lineage: Eukaryota; Metazoa; Chordata; Actinopteri; Perciformes; Percidae.
CGUUAUAAACGGGUGCACUUUCUUGCUGGGACAAAAUAACCCUGCUGAUUAUUCUGCAACAAGGAUGCACAUUUUGUGUGGUGUGUUGCUUUUGGUCUCUCUAGUUCUGGGCCACUCUUGGUCUGCCUUAAAUAAAGAGUGGGAAGAGUGGAAAAUCAAACAUGGCAAAGUUUAUGAAAAUCAAACUGAGAUCAUUUUCAGGAGAGCAGUGUGGGAGAAGAACAUGCAGUUGGUGUUGAGACACAACCAGGAGGCUUCAGCAGGAAAACAAAGCUUCACAAUGGGACUCAAUCAUCUGGCUGAUAUGAUAUCUGAGGAAAUCAAUGAGAAGCUGAACGGCCUGAAGCAGGAGGAGCCUAUUCAUUUCAGAAAUGGCACAUUUAAGGGCAUGAGUGGCUUAUCGAUGCCUCAGAGUGUGGACUGGAGGAAGAACGGCCUGGUCAGUCCAGUUCAAAACCAGGGGUUAUGUGGGUCGUGCUGGGCCUUCAGCUCUUUGGGAGCUCUUGAGGGCCAGAUGAAGAAGAGAACAGGGGUCCUUGUUCCCCUGAGCCCACAGAACCUGGUGGACUGCAGCACCAAUGAUGGAAAUCACGGCUGCAGAGGAGGAUACAUCUCUAAAUCCUUCAGCUACAUCAUCCGCAACCGAGGCGUAGACUCAGAGAGCUUUUACCCCUACGAACACCAGAACGGGAAAUGUCGUUAUUCUGUCAAGGGAAAGGCCGGCUACUGCUCUAAUUAUCACAUCCUCCCACGGGGAGAUGAGAAGACUCUGCAGGCUGCAGUGGCAUCGGUGGGGCCGGUUGCAAUGGCCGUCAACGCCAUGUUGCAAUCUUUUCAUCUCUACAGAGGAGGUGUAUACAGCGUACCCAACUGCAACCCAAAGUUUAUAAAUCACGCUGUCCUGGUUGUGGGCUAUGGCACAGACAGAGGACAAGACUUCUGGCUCGUGAAAAACAGUUGGGGAACUGCGUGGGGAGAAGGAGGCUUCAUUCGAAUUGCCAGAAACAAGAAAAAUCUCUGCGGCAUUGCCAAUUUUGCAGUUUAUCCCACCCUAUAAAAUUGU